Molecule: messenger RNA, 501 nt
Organism: Mycotypha africana
Lineage: Eukaryota; Fungi; Mucoromycota; Mucoromycetes; Mucorales; Mycotyphaceae
Product: putative acyltransfersase
Exons: 3
Coding region: 1-501 (166 amino acids)
Biological process (GO): N-terminal peptidyl-methionine acetylation
Cellular component (GO): NatC complex
Molecular function (GO): protein-N-terminal amino-acid acetyltransferase activity
Source: RefSeq, a predicted model, not a curated record
AUGAGCAAAGCCGUUAUCAUCGAUGGCAUAGCAUACAACGAGUACCAAAGCGAAUUACAAUUGCCUGAAAUUAUACGGUUGAUCGAAAAUGAUUUGUCUGAACCAUAUUCUGUAUACACAUAUCGAUACUUUAUACACAACUGGCCGAAUUUAUGCUUCCUUGCUUUGGAUGGUGAUGAGCAUGUGGGUGUCGUCAUUUGUAAGUUAGACAGACAUAAAGAUAGACUUCGUGGAUAUAUAGCCAUGCUUGCUGUAGCCAAGACGCACAGAAAAAAAUCCAUAGGAUCAAAUUUGGUGAAAAUGGCUAUUCACGCGAUGAAAGAAAUGAAUGCAGACGAGGUUGUUUUAGAAACAGAAUAUACCAAUUCUGGGGCAUUACGGCUUUAUGAAAGACUAGGCUUUAUUAGAGACAAAAGGCUUUACAGAUACUAUUUAAAUGGUGUGGAUGCAUUCCGGCUAAAACUGUUUUGUAAAACAAUGGUGAAAACUAGAUUAAUUUAA